This is a messenger RNA of Meloidogyne enterolobii, 576 nucleotides long. The record is from the annotation of a GenBank genome assembly. NCBI's taxonomy places the organism in Eukaryota, Metazoa, Nematoda, Chromadorea, Rhabditida, Meloidogynidae.
AUGACAUCAACUGAACAAGCUUCACAUAAAAUAUUAUCAGAUAAAGCAGCAUUAAUUCCAUCAUUUUUAAAAACAAAAGGACUCUUCAAUCAGCACAUUGCAAGUUUCAAUUAUUUUGUUGAUGUUGAAAUCAAAAAUAUUGUAAAGGCAAACGAUAAAAUUACAAGUGAUGCAAAUCCAGUCUUUUAUCUCAAAUAUAACGACAUUAACGUUGGAAUGCCAUCAAGCGAAGAAGGAUUUAACAUAAUCAACGAAAAAAUAACUCCACACGAAUGUCGACUUCGAGAUAUGACAUAUUCUGCCCCAAUAUACGUUAAUGUGGAAUAUACAAGGGGAAAUCAGCGAGUUGUAAGCAAAAAUAUUGUUAUUGGAAGAAUGCCUAUAAUGCUACGUUCUUCUCGUUGUGUUCUUUCAAAACUUUCUACUGAAGAGGAAAUGGCUCAUGCGAGUGAAUGCCCUUAUGAUCCUGGCGGUUAUUUUGUUGUGAGGGGGUCGGAGAAAGUUGGUAUGAAUUUUACUUUUUGUAUUUGGAAUGGGGUUGUCAGUAAAUUCUUUAGAUAUUUGGAACGAAUUUAA